ACACGUGAUGGUGUCACAUGAACUUGGUGUGAGAUCAUAAACAAUACGCAAGGUUUGGGGAACCUUGCAGAACAGGUCUGCCCACACGGUAGCGAUCAUGGCAUCUAACCUACUAACUUUAUGCACAGAAAACGUGUAUGUGGAUGUUUCUGGGGCUUUGCUGUAAAAAGCACUAGGAAUACAAACUUGACAGGAUUAAUUGUGCUUUUAUUCUCCAGUUACAUCAGUAAGACAUUUUUCAUGUUGUAAGUGUUGCUUGAAGAUGGUGUAUGCAAAUCAAACUCAGACCAACUUCACUGUUGGACUGCAGUAUGAGGGGUUACUGGGAAGACUGUUUUCCUCCACUCUGACUACAGUACCAUGCUGUGUAUUUCUCUUUAUUAAUGGGACCAUGUUAUUCACCUUGAGGAGUAAAUCUGUGUUUCGUGAGACCUCUCGUUACAUUCUUCUGUUUAACCUCCUUUUUGCAGACACUGUAUUACUGGCACUGAGUCAGUUUCUGUACCUACUGGCUUCUUGCACAAUAACACUGUCGUAUCCUGUGUGUGGUGUUAUUACCAUGCUCACCAAUCUCACAAAUGAAGUCUCUCCUCUUACACUGGUGGUGAUGUGUCUGGAGAGAUAUGUAGCUGUGUGCUACCCACUGAGACACGCUAGCAUUGUCACCAUCAGAAACACAAACAUGGCUAUCAUUGUGGUUUGGGCCUUCAGUUCACUGAAUGUCUUUAUUCGAGUUGUUUUGCUGUUAGAUUUUCCAUUUUCAGACCUGGACACUCUGCAGAUGACCGACUUUUGCUCUCACCUAGCCAUGUUUCUUAACCCAGUGUCUAAUAUUUAUGACAAAGCAUACACUGGUUUUCUGUUUACUUCAGCUGGUGUUGCAGUUAUUUCUUCCUAUCUCGGUGUGGUGAUAGCAGCCAGGUCAGCCUCCACAGACAAAGCUUCAGCCCGUAAGGCUCGUAACACACUGCUGCUGCAUCUGGUGCAGCUCGGCCUCACUCUCUUGUCAACUAUACAGAACCCGCUGCUCAUAGCUAUCUCACAAAUUGUAACAAGAAUAGUAAUUGUGCGUAUACAGAUUACUUUGCAUGUGUGUAUUUUCCUUUUCCCAAGAUGUCUGAGUGCUUUCAUCUAUGGCCUCAGAGACCAGACCAUCAGACCCGUCCUCAUGUUCAAUCUCUGCUGUCGACUGAAACGCUCCGUCGUCCCAGCGAAGGCUGAGAAGUCGAGCUUGGUUAAGUUUUCGGGGAGACCUAGGUUAGUCACAAUAUCUGGCUUCAGUUGUUGAGGAAGAAACUAAAAACACCCUUUUAUAUUUUUGAAAACAAGAAAUGUUCAUUUGUUAGAACAGGAUAUGCCAGUAUUCAUAGGAAGCCACUGAGGCUGCAUUUAUCUCUCUCAAAAGAUCUAUAUCACUGUGUGGGACUCAUUCUGAAUUUAUUACAUUUUAAUCAUUCAAUUAAAGUUGUUUUGCUGCACCAAAUAGAUUUACAUUUCAUUUAUGACUAAAACAAACAACAACAAACAAGCAUUCAUAUCCUCAAACACAACUCAAAACUCUCUAGAACAGGGGUCUCCAUUGUAAAAAAUACCCUUUUCCUAACACUUGCAAUGACGUGUACAAAUGGGUUCUAUUGAGUCAAAACAUUUAAAUACAUUACUGAAAGGUUUUUACUAGUUAAAAAGUAUAUUGAGACAAGCCUUUAUUACAUGAUCUGAGUUGAAACCUUAGUUUUUUGUUCUGUCCUUCUGCAUUCGCCAUUCACUCUUCAAGAAAGUCAUUCAGCCACAUUGAAAUAUGUUCCAUAAUUUAAUUAAGCAAAUUAAAAGAUGAACUUUUGAGUGUAACUUACAUUUAAAAAAAGUACAACAACAAACAUCCGCUCGGCUUGGAACAAGUCAGAAUCAUGUGUUUCAACCGGUGUUUUAUUUAUUUCAUUCUACAUUUCUACCGACUCUUUCUAUGCAAACUAAAGUUUCAAACAGGCUUUACGUGUAAGCACACACCUCGCCAAACACAGAAAACAGCUCUGAAAAAGUUCUCCUUAAAAACAAUAUGGUGUGUUUAGGGUUAUAGUAUGUUUAGGGUUUGUAAUGGCAAUCUUUAAGAACCUACACAACCCUUUGACCUGGUCAUUGUAAAACCAUUCAUCUAUGGCUAUUUUGUUUCAUCUUGUUAUAUUGUUUUCUCUGUUUUCGUCAUCUUACGUCUGUCAUAUGCACCAGUCUUAAUGUUGGAAUGUUUAAUGUCUUGCAAUGAUGCAAAUAAUAAUAUUAAUUAUUGAUUAUUCUCCCUAAGUUCAUUAAACUAAAGCCUGUUUUUAAAAUGUAAGCACUGAAAGGUACUAAUACUUGUCUGUGGGGCCUCUUGCCAAUUGUCUUCCUCUCUCUUUGUAGCCACCAGACUUUUAACCAGAACCAGUCGUCGGUCCCACAUUACUCCUGUUCUCGCAUCUCUUCAUUGGCCUCCUGUAAAAUUCGGAAUCAACUAUAAGAUCCUACUGAUUACAUAUAAGGCACUUCAUGACCCACAGUUACAUUUCAGAUCUCCUUGUUCCUCAUUCCACUCCUCGACCACUUCGCUCCUCAAAUCUUGGCCUUUUAUCAAAUCCCCGCUCUAACUGCAAACCUAAAGGUGACCGUGCCUUUGCUGUUUUAGCGCCAACAUAGUGGAAUAGUCCUCCCUGUUCAUUUAGAUUCACUGAAUCUGUGGACUGUUUUAAGCAGCUUUAUAAGCCUUUUUAUAGAUCUCCUUGUUUGUUUUCUCAUCUGUCGUCUCUCUUUUAAUGUAUCCUUUCCCCUUGUUUUAUCUUCCUUAUGUUUGUAUUUACAUGCUCCCUAUGUUUGUUUGAUUGGGUAUGAUUAUGCAUGUACAUAUUUAUGUGUAAUACCCAUAUGUAUGUUUGUUGUUUGUAAAGCACGUUGGACCUCUGAGUUAAAAAGGUGCUAUAUAAAUAAAGCUUUACUUACUUACUUACUUACUUACUUACUUACUUAUGUAGCCUUAAAAAGGUUGGAGACCCCUGAUCUAGAACUCAGUUCCAUCAUCAGAGAUAAGGGUUGGACACAAUAAUAUUAACACUUAAUGUUAAAUAAUGUACUCCAAAUAAAUAAACAAAUAAAUAAAUAGCUCUGAAUAAAUCUUCUGUGAAGCUGCAGCUCAGAUUGUGUCAGAGAGUUCUUUCUGCAGCCAAUGUUCGUGUUGGUGUUUGAAUUUUAAUCUUUUAUGAUUCUCUCACACAGUAGCAGCCUUUAUAAUUGAAUUUGUAUGUACAGUGCAGUCAGAAAGUAUGAAGACAGUGAUGUCUUUAUACAUUGUUUUGGACCUGUUUCAGCACUGUGGAGGUGGGUGUGGUUUGCACUCAGCUGCAGGAGAGAGAGGUGUGGGGAAGGCUUGUGAGAGCAGCACCAGGUGAGUUGAUUACCUCAGCUGCUAAUCGUUGCCUAAUCACUCUAACCCUUUAUCUUGCUGUAGUGUGCUGGACCUGGGAAGGGAGAUGUUACUGAGAGCGAGAGCAACAGAGUAGCGGAACACAUUGAGUGUUGUUUGUGUUGGUAACAGCGGCACUUAAAUAAAAGUUGUAAAUAAUGUUAUAAGGAGUACGGUCUAGACCUGCUUUAUUUGAAAAGUGUCCUGAGAUAACUUCUGUCAUGAAUUGGUGCUAUACAAAUAAUAAAAUAAAAUAAAAUGUAAUUGAAAAAAUUUGAAAA
Molecule: messenger RNA, 3711 nt
Organism: Dicentrarchus labrax (European seabass)
Lineage: Eukaryota; Metazoa; Chordata; Actinopteri; Moronidae
Product: odorant receptor 131-2-like
Exons: 1
Coding region: 263-1288 (341 amino acids)
Biological process (GO): G protein-coupled receptor signaling pathway
Cellular component (GO): membrane
Molecular function (GO): G protein-coupled receptor activity
Source: RefSeq, a predicted model, not a curated record